Messenger RNA from Aureobasidium vineae, 1008 nucleotides. The record is from the annotation of a GenBank genome assembly. NCBI's taxonomy places the organism in Eukaryota, Fungi, Ascomycota, Dothideomycetes, Dothideales, Saccotheciaceae.
AUGCCCAUCUCCUCUGGAGCACCCGCCCACGGCAACCCAGCACACCUGCUGCCACCAUCCUGGACCGCCGUCAUCAGCGGCUGGCUAGCUGAAGACACACCCUCCUUUGACUAUGGCGGUUUCGUUGUAGGCGCUGCGCCCGCCACUGCCCGCCUGCUCGCCAAAUCGCCCGGUAUUCUCGCUGGUGUACCUUUCGUGGACGAAAUCUUCAAACAACUGGACUGUAAAGUGGAGUGGUUGGUCAGCGAAGGCGACCUCGUAGGCCAAAAUGGAAAGCAACACGUAGCCACCGUGACAGGACCUACACGGAACCUGUUGCUCGGCGAGCGCGUAGCCUUGAAUGUAGUAGCCAGAUGCUCAGGAAUUGCCACAAAGUACAAUCCCCCUCUUCUUGCCCCUCGUCUUCACCACCAAGACACUAACACACCAAAUAGAUCCCACUCCCUACUCACCCUCCUCCGCAACGCCGGCUACAAAAACACCCUCGCCGGCACCAGAAAAACCACUCCUGGAUUCCGCCUUGUUGAGAAAUACGGCAUGGUUGUUGGUGGCUGCGAUCCCCAUCGUCAAGACUUGUCCACCAUGACCAUGCUCAAGGACAACCACAUUUGGGCUUGCAACAACAACAUCGCCACCGCCGUUGCUGCAGCAAAAGCAGCAGGAGGUUUCGCUAUCAAGGUGGAAGUAGAAUGCCAGAGCCUCAACGAAGCAGAACAAGCCUGUGAUGCAGGUGCUGAUGUAGUAAUGCUCGAUAACUUUACACCAGAGGAGAUGAAGAAGGCAGCGAGAAGCCUCAAAGAGAAAUAUGGAAGUGGGCCUAGNGGGCCACUUGUGGAGGUUAGUGGUGGCUUGACCGAGGACAAUGUGAGUGAUUAUGUUAGUGAUGAUGUGGAUGUCAUUUCGUCGAGUAGUAUCCACCAGGGCACCAAGCAUGUGGAUUUUUCGCUAAAGAUUGUGCCGAAGGGCCAGGAAGUCAAGGAUGGACAGGGAGAGAGCACAGCUACUUAG